AUGGACAAGCUGCCCCCCUCCAUGCGCAAGAGGCUCUACAGCCUGCCCCAGCAGAUAGGACCCAAGGCGUCGAUCAUGGAUGAGGAGGAAGACAGCGACAAGGACACCCGGAGGAAAAGCAUCAGGCUCAAGCCACUGCCUUCGCCCUCUGCUGGGAGCACCCGGGCACUCGGGGGAGACCCCAGCAGAGGGGGAGACCCCGGCCUUCUGGAGACGGAGGCAGGCAGCAAAGGCGCCAAGACCAGCACCAACGGGGACUGCCGCCGCUUCAAAGGGAGCCUGUCCUCGCUGACCAGCAGGCACCUCCACGAUGCGGCUGAGGAGAAGAGGCUGAUCGGCGGCGAAGGGGAGCCAGCCUCCCCCGGAGAGGACAAGAGCCCCCCUGGCAGUGGGGAGACGGAGCAGGGACUGCCAGCACCCCCGCCACCGGCAUCCCCCCCGGAGUCCCAGCAGCAGCCCCCCCGGGCUUGCUCCUCUACCUCCAUCAAAGUGGAAGGAGGUGGAGGGUGCGAUCAGAUCACCCCAGAUGAGGAGCAGAGGCUGGGCCAAGCCGGUUUCAUGCAGAGGCAGUUCGGGGCCAUGCUCCAGCCGGGGGUCAACAAAUUCUCCUUGAGGAUGUUUGGCAGCCAGAAGGCCGUGGAGAGGGAGCAGGAAAGGGUUAAGUCUGCCGGGUUCUGGAUCAUCCAUCCCUACAGUGACUUCAGGUUUUAUUGGGAUUUGACCAUGCUGCUGCUGAUGGUAGGGAACCUGAUCAUCAUCCCUGUGGGCAUCACUUUCUUCAAGGAUGAAAACACUACCCCGUGGAUUGUCUUCAAUGUGGUUUCGGACACGUUCUUCCUCAUCGACCUUGUCCUCAACUUCCGAACAGGCAUCGUGGUGGAGGACAACACGGAAAUCAUCCUAGACCCACAGCGGAUCAAGAUGAAGUACCUGAAGAGCUGGUUUGUGGUGGAUUUUAUCUCCUCCAUCCCCGUUGACUACAUCUUCCUGAUUGUUGAAACCCGCAUUGACUCUGAAGUGUACAAGACAGCCCGGGCGCUGCGCAUCGUGCGCUUCACUAAGAUCCUCAGCCUCCUGCGGCUCCUGCGGCUCUCCCGGCUCAUCCGCUACAUUCAUCAGUGGGAGGAGAUCUUCCACAUGACCUAUGAUCUGGCUAGCGCGGUGGUGCGCAUUGUGAACCUGAUCGGGAUGAUGCUGCUGCUGUGUCACUGGGAUGGCUGCCUCCAGUUCCUCGUGCCCAUGCUGCAGGACUUCCCUGAUGACUGCUGGGUAUCCCUCAACCGCAUGGUGAAUGACUCCUGGGGGAAGCAGUAUUCCUAUGCGCUGUUCAAGGCAAUGAGUCACAUGCUCUGCAUUGGGUACGGGCAGCAGGCGCCCGUUGGCAUGUCAGAUGUGUGGCUCACUAUGCUGAGCAUGAUUGUCGGUGCCACCUGCUAUGCCAUGUUCAUCGGCCAUGCCACAGCCCUAAUCCAGUCUCUGGACUCCUCACGGCGUCAGUACCAGGAGAAGUACAAACAAGUGGAGCAGUAUAUGUCCUUCCACAAGCUCCCUGCGGACAUGCGGCAGCGCAUCCAUGACUACUACGAGCACCGCUACCAGGGGAAGAUGUUCGAUGAGGAGAGCAUCCUGGGAGAGCUGAGCGAGCCCCUCCGAGAGGAAAUCAUCAAUUUCAACUGCCGGAAGCUGGUUGCGUCGAUGCCCCUCUUCGCCAACGCAGAUCCCAACUUUGUGACAUCCAUGUUGACCAAGCUGCGGUUCGAGGUGUUCCAGCCUGGGGAUUACAUCAUCCGGGAGGGCACCAUUGGCAAGAAGAUGUACUUCAUCCAGCACGGCGUGGUGAGCGUCCUCACCAAAGGCAACAAGGAGACCAAGCUGGCAGAUGGCUCCUACUUUGGAGAAAUUUGCCUGCUGACUCGUGGCCGGCGCACAGCCAGUGUGCGAGCCGAUACCUACUGCCGGCUCUACUCCCUCUCGGUGGACAACUUCAACGAGGUUCUGGAAGAGUAUCCCAUGAUGCGGCGAGCUUUUGAAACAGUGGCUCUUGACAGGCUGGACAGAAUUGGUAAGAAAAAUUCCAUUCUGCUGCAUAAAGUCCAGCAUGACCUCAAUUCAGGUGUUUUCAACUACCAAGAGAAUGAGAUCAUCCAGCAGAUUGUGCAGCACGACAGAGAGAUGGCACACUGUGCUCACAAUGUCCAGGCUGCUGCUGCUGCUGCCGCUGCCGCCGCAUCCACCCCCACGCCCGUCAUCUGGACUCCACUGAUCCAGGCACCCCUGCAGGCUGCAGCAGCCACCACUUCUGUCGCGAUAGCUCUGACCCACCACCCACGCCUCCCCACAGCCAUCUUCCGGCCCCCGGUGUCUGUCCUGGGUUCCCUGGGGCAGCAGUCCAGCCAGACCCCGAGGCAGCUGAAAAGGCUUCAGUCUCUAAUCCCAUCGGCCGGGCCUUCCGCCGUCGGCUCCCCCUCCAGCACUCCAUCCCAGCUGCACACACCGGGAGCAGAAACCCCAUCGUCCUCUUCCUACCACAUCCAGCAGCUCGCAGGAUACUCGGCCGCCGCUGGCUUAGGCCAGUUCCAGGUGGGAUCCCCUCCCGCUGGCUCGAGCCAGACGGGUUUGAGUGGUGCGUCCUCUGUGGCACUGAGCCAGCUCCAACAAGCACCUUCCGGAUCACCUUUAGGGACAGCUCAGCCCACCCAGCAGCAGCAGCAACAACAGCAGCAGCAGCAGCAGCAGCAGCAGCAGCAGCAGCCACCCCUUCCCAGCAGUGGAUUCGGGCACUUCCAGCAAGCCACAACUAGCUCUCCAUCAGCAUCACUCACCCAGCUCGCAUCGAAUUCACCCCCCGGCCUUCUCAACCAGUUCCAGCCCACCACGAGACCACUGCAGGGGGGACAGUUACAGCAGCUCUCAGGCAGUGGGACUUUGGGGGGAAUUAAUCACUUCCAGCCCCCUCCUUCUUCCAACUCGCCAUCCGCCAGCCUAAGCCAGCUGGCACAGGCCUCUGGUGGGCCGUCCUCAGGCCUGUGCCAAACGCAUCCAAGUGCAUUAGGGUCUGUAACUGGCACGAUAGCCCAGCUCCACCAGGAACGGUCGCCUUUUGCCUCCAUGUCUCCUCUCCAACAGUCUGGCAUCGCCUCUCCCUGUUACACCCCUUCUGGCCUUAGUCCUCCUACUCAGAGCCCAGUGGCAACAAGAACUUUUCAGUGUGGCCCUUCUGGGGCCUCAGGCUCUCACGGCUCUCUGCUCCUGCCUCAGACGGCCAGCCCACCUCCGCAGAUCCUGCAGUCCAAGAGCACGCCGCCCGUGCCACCCGGACGCCUGAACCAGGACAUCAAGUUGAUUUCUGCUUCCCAGCCAUCUUUGCCCCAAGAGCUGGCUCAGACACUGAGCCAAAGUUCUCAUUCCUCUAGAGAAUCUGUUUCCAGCUUCUCUCCUUUUCCUGGUGGAGGGACUGGACUUCUCGGGAAGCCUUGUAGCUCAAUUCCUGGGCGCGUGACUUUACCACGUCAGAUGUCCUCAGGUUCUUUACCACAUCCGCUGGUGUUUGGGGCCAGCGCUGCGGGCACUGCUUCCCUGACUGCUGGUGGGCGGAAAGAAUCCAUAGUGCUCACGGGGGAUCUGGAGCCUGUCAGAUCCAAACUGCCCUCCAAUUUGUGAGGACUCCUGAGAGCUGUUUAUGUCAGCCGUGCAAUUCGGUUCCCAAUUAGACUUUCAUUAAUCUUUCUUUUUUUUUUUUAUUUUCCCUCUUUUUCCUCCAUUUCUUUUGUUUAGGUUUAACUGUGAUUAGAAACAAACAAACAAACAAAAACACAUGAAAAACAACAAAAAAAAAGAAGAUAACCAGGUAUUCUUAGAGCUAUAGAUUUUUGGUCACUUGAUUUUAUAGAAUAUUUUAAUACAUGGAACAAAAGGAUAUGAGCAAAUUUAAUCCAACGAGGUAACACACAGACGAGGCGUGUGCCUGAGCUGGAACAUGUGAAAUGAUCAGCCAUAGAAGCCACCAAAAAAGGUUUUCCUGUUGAGACAAAGAUCCGAGGUUGACGUGGGCCAGAGAAGGGAGCAUCAGGUCAGGCCCGUAGCUGGUGUAUUUGGAACAGCUCUGGUUGGCCUCAGCUUAGCACCGCUUUGCACCAGCCUGGUGCACCUGAACCUGGCCUGUGGCACCGAGACAUGGGGGGACUCGGAUGGCUCACCACACGCAUCGGAAAGUUUCACUGCCUCCCAGAUUUUCUCCUGGGAUCAGCAGGGCGCAGAGGAGGCAAGAAGAGUAGCGAGUUUCACUAACACAGUCCCCUCUGCGGAUUUCAGAAGAGCUGAGUUGUUUUUUUGGACUCCAUCUGAAGAAGAGGAGGGUGACCAGGAGAUGGAUGGGCCUGACUGCAGCUGCUUGUCUCGUUCCACCAAUGCUCUGAAGGAGAAGUCCCGUCGCUGCCAGCCUGCUGGCUGCAGCAGAAGAAUCACAGAAUCGCAGAAUGGCUGAGGUUGGAAGGGACCUCUGAAGAUCACCUGGUCCAAUUCCCUGCCGAGCAGGAUCACCUAGAGCACCUUGAGGAUGGCAGCCUCAGCGUCUUCGCGGUGUGCACAGCGUGCGUGCUGCCCUCCAGGCUGGGGCGUGCAGAGCAAGGGAGGGAUGAAGAAAGGCAGCACAUUAAUCUUCCCUCUCGGUCUCGGUGUCUCGGUGUCCAUGGGCUGACUGCUCUGAAGAGAACCGGGUAGGGUAAGAUGGCAAGGUGGGGUGCAGUCGCCCCGGCCCUCCUCCCCCUUAGCCCAGGGGAGUCUGAGCUCGGAGGCACUGAGGGCAACACCGGUGCCCAGCCAAGAAUCCUUCAGAUUUGCAACUACAUUCAUACCAUUAAAACAGAUUAAACCAGAAAUUCGGCCAGCCGUGGUCCAUGCUUCUCCUCUGAUGGGGGAAUCGAAAUCGUUUGCUUGAGUUCACCAGCAAUAACAGCCUGCACCUGAUUGAUUGGCUUUGGUCUCGCCCUGCAGUUGCAGCAUCACUGGACACAUCUGGGGCCUGGCAGGCACCUUGAGCUGGAAAGUUUGGGCUCCCCUGAUUUAAGGCAAAGUGGGAUGAAGACAGAAUGGGGCCUUUUGGUGCACACAGCACUGAGAAGCUACAGCCUUUACCUCUAGAGCAAAUGUCUCCUUUUCUUUUGAUUCUUUCUUUCUCUUUGUUUUUUCAGUAGGCCAAGAGGUGUCUCCAGCCACCUCAAUGUAAAGAGUCAGGUGCUCAACUUUUCUAACACUUGUUAGAAACCCUUGUCCGGCUUCCCUCUGUUUCUAGCUAUCUUGGAGUCCCUCCAGCCCACAGAGGGAAAGCGGAACUUCAUGCAGCAGUGCCAAAAAACUUAAUAUUAUCACAGUAACGAUACAGGUCCAUACAACCCCCUCUCUUACCUCCUUCCCCCAAAACCACUGGCUGACAGUUGAUUUUUAUACCGAAUUGUUUGCAAAACUCUUGACAUGUGCCUGUAUCUUGAAUGUUGCUGCAAGCAUUACUGGGCACUCUUGCUUCAACGUGCUUUGGUGGCUCAGAAUUCAGAUGUAAUCAGCUUCGGUCUUCCUUAAAGGGUCAGGGGAGCUCUAGAAAUGUUUUUUUCUACUAGCUACAUACAACUAUGUAUGUGUGAGUGUGUGUGGAGGGAGGGGUGUGUGUGUGUGUGUGUAUAGAUUUUUAUAUAUAUAUCUAUAUAUACACACAUGCUUUUAUAUAUAUAUAGUAUACAGUUAUACACAUAUGUAGUCUAUUUAUGCACAUGUGUAAGCACGCACACACACAUACACACACACACACACAUUUAUAUAUAUAUGUAUCUCCUAGUUUUAAAAUACAUGUCAGUUUUGACCCUCCUGUAGGACUGAUUGGCAGGUGAUAAUUGUAACGCAUAGCUCCUGCUUUUCCAAAACAUGUACAGGUUCAUCUUGAAACAGAAUCAGUUGACGGAAUUGAAGCAGAGUCACAGACCCUCUCAUAAGUUCAAAGGUACGAGUUCCUAGAGGAAGACUCACGAUAUCCUUUCAAGUAUUAUAUUUGUUUUAACAACCUUUUUUACCCCGUAUGCCAGAGGGCCCCCUAGAGCAAACAUCUCAAGAGGUUGGGAGUUAAGCUGUUUGGGUCUGGGGAAUUCGAUACAAACAGGUGGGAAAGGUCUUCAGCCCAGCAAUGCCAAGCCCUCGUGGAUGACUGUCCCGUGACUGCUGCAUUGGUACUUGAAUCUCAACAACCCCUGUGGACACUCAGACAAAUGGAGGUGCACAGAAACACCCUGAGGGCUGUCUCUGGUAGACGUGCGUUCCUUCCGCCAGGCCGGUGAACAUCCUGCGUUCGGUUGGGUUCCUUCGCUUUGAUUUUCACGGGGGUGCUGUUUGAUUUUCCAGUUCUUAGCGGUGCAGUAGCCAAUAUUGAGUUACUCCGACUGGACCCCAGUCAACACUAGGCUUGUCUCAGUAGGUGGAACUAUAUUAAUUAUUAUUGUUAUUUUUUGUUUUAUUUCGGGGGGAAGGGAGGGAAGAGUUCUAGGGGUGGGGUUUGCAAUAUAAAACACACAAUAAAAAACCUUAGUAAAUAAAAAAGUAAAAACCCAGCCCUCUGACUUGCUGUCUGCUUUGAGUGUUGAAAUUCAGGCACUGUGGGAGGAGGUUUCAAGAAGAAAAAAAACACCUCGUUUGUCAUUUCAGCCCUCCCUGCCCUACUGGAGAGAGAUGAUGAAA
Anas platyrhynchos (mallard) is the source of this 6717-nucleotide messenger RNA. The record is from RefSeq and is a predicted model, not a curated record. Lineage: Eukaryota; Metazoa; Chordata; Aves; Anseriformes; Anatidae.